AUGGUGGCUUUGAUCAACAACCAUAGCUUUGGCCUCAAGCUCUGGAGAGUGCUCGGCGUUGUCCUCAUGCUCACGCAGAGCGGAUGCGACGUCAAGGAUAACCGCAUAAAAAAACGACGCCUGCGCGCGCGGCGCGAAUGCGUCGCGCACCAAUUCAUUGCCGAGGCCGACGGAUUCCGGUGCGAAGCGCUGACGAAACGCGGCGCGGUGCGCUUCCGGCCGUGGCGGCGGACGUUUCGACCCGAUCGCCCCCACAACUCGUGCGGCAAACUCCCCGACGUGAUUUGGUGGUUUCUCGCGCUCGACAUCCUUGUACACUUGGUCACGUAUCGACGGAGGAACGGCAAGCGCGAAUCGCUAGCUCACGAGUACCUGCACAGCUGGUGGUUCGUGAUCGACGCGCUCUUUAUCUUUCCGGCUCUAGCUAAGCGGUUCAUGAGCACCAUCGCGCCGACGCUCAAGCGCCUCACAGGUCUGGAUCACCUCUACCAGUUCCUCUGGAAGCAUUUGAUAAGAAAUGGGGCCGUGCGCGAUAAGGUCGUACGCACUGCGCGGUGGGCGCUGCGUCACCGAAGACAUAUCCGUUUCGUGUUGCGCGAGGUCUUGCUAGCCAUGGACGCGGUUUACUAUCUGGAACGACUCGUGGAGAUCGCCGAGCAGUCCUACGAGGUGGUUCGCCGCCGUACAAUACUCGACCGCAGCGAGGCGGCGACCAUCAAACGAAGGGUACGAGCAAAGUUGCGGGUCGCGAAGAUGAUGACGAAGCUGAGUCUGCCAGACCACGCGGCGCCAGCCGUCGUCACGCCCUCCACGCCGUCCGCGGCGCCGUCCGCAGCGAAGGGUGUAUUCGCGCGGGCCGUGACGGUCGACGAGCAGUCGGACUAA
This is a messenger RNA of Pelagomonas calceolata, 885 nucleotides long. NCBI's taxonomy places the organism in Eukaryota, Pelagophyceae, Pelagomonadales, Pelagomonadaceae. The record is from the annotation of a GenBank genome assembly.